ACGGCCGGCGAAAUUAGUCGCAGUUAGUUUAAGUUCGAAAAGCGAUCAGUCGACUUCAAGAUAAAAGAAGAGUGACAUUAACGAUAAAAAUAAAGUUCUUUUUUUUAACGAUCGAAAUAAAUUAAACGAAAUUUAUACGAGUGUACGUUCAAAUUAACACCUUGAAUAUUGAAAAAAUACGAUUCUAUACGGUUAAAAAAGAAACCGUAAAAAAUUCAAAUAAGAAAAAGAAAAAAAGAACGAAGAAAAAAUAAGAAAAGAAAUUCGAAAAUAAAAUGGCAUUAGUACCGAGCAGUUUGUUCCGUAAUUGGUGGGAUGAAAUGGACCGUUUUCAUCGCGAAUUGGAACAACAUUUUCAACGUUUAUCAACGACAAAUGAUUUCCCUCGUCCGCCAGCAUUGCCAUCAUUCAAAGAAUUUUUCCAUCCUUGGCGCGAAGUAUUCCAGGAAUUAGAAGAACAAGUAGGAGGCUCAACAAAGAUCGAAAAGGGCCAAGAUAAAUACAGAGUGAUCGUCGACGUACAACAAUUUGCACCCGAAGAAAUAACUGUUAGAACGGAUGACAAAUGUAUUACAAUUGAGGGUAAACAUGAGGAGAAGAAAGAUCAACAUGGUUAUAUCUCACGACAUUUCGUACGACGAUAUCAAUUACCUCAAGGUUACGAUAUCGGCCAUGUUCAACCAAGCUUAUCGUCCGAUGGCAUUCUAACUGUCACUGCACCAAGACUUGUUUUGCCUGCACCUGGCGAAAGAAUUGUUCCGAUUGAACGUCAAAACAGACCGGCCAUUAAGGCUGCCUAAAGAGAGAAAAAAAAAAAGAAAAGAAAGUGACAAAAAAAAAACAAUCGUUCAAAACAAAAUUCGCGGGUAUAUUUGAAAUCUUCGCUUUCUUUCUAUCUUUCUAUCCAUUUCCCUCUCUCUCUCUCUCUCUCUUCCUGUAGCCGAUAUUCUAAUAUAUUAUAUUAGCUUUAAUGGCUUUGUAAUUUAGUCAUAUAUAUAUAUAUAUAUAUAUAUAUAUAUAUAUAUAUAUAUAUAUAUAUCUAAAUUAUUGCUUGUUAUACAAGAGUAUCAUAACAUAUAAAUAAUAUUUGUAGUAUUCUAAAUAUUACGCAAAAUUGUGUUAAUAAUAUUCUCGUAUAUCGAUUGAAGAUCAACGAUGAAAAACUAAAAGAAGAAAAGAAAGAAAAAGAUGAAAGAACAAAAAAAAACCGUGUACGAAGAUUCCUGUUUUAUUAUGAUUUUUCUUUUAUGUAUAUAUAUAUAUAUUUGAUAGAUAUCGGCUGUCAAAUUAGCACAUCGUUUAUAUGGUAAUCGUUAAUCUUUUUUUUUUUUCCUUUUCACUUUCAAAAUUAGAGUUUCGAUGAUGUAUUAUACAAAUAAUAGGUACGAUUCCGAGAAUUACUGUUAUGAGAUAAUUGAAAUCAAGUCACGUAAACAUGUGUCUCAUUAUCUGAAAAAUGUGUAUGGAUAGGAUCGAAUGCGUAAUUAUAGAUACAUGAUAAAUGCAUAAGACAAAUACACGUAACAAACUGUUAUUAAACAAAAAACAAUAUCAACACUUUGCCAAUAUACGCAUACUUGCAAUAUUCAAUGUUCGAAACUUUUCAUAAGCUUUUCAAUAAAUAUAAUAUUGUUACGUAUAAAA
Vespa crabro (European hornet) is the source of this 1644-nucleotide messenger RNA. RefSeq names its product protein lethal(2)essential for life-like. The record is from RefSeq and is a predicted model, not a curated record. Gene Ontology annotation, biological process: response to heat; protein refolding. Gene Ontology annotation, molecular function: protein folding chaperone. Lineage: Eukaryota; Metazoa; Arthropoda; Insecta; Hymenoptera; Vespidae. The coding region runs from base 276 to 800 and encodes 174 amino acids. The transcript is spliced from 2 exons.